CAAGCUGAUAGCCCCCCGCGACGCAUUACGCACAACGUACAGCUGGAGACGCCGAGGCGCGCUCGCUUUGAUUUCGGCGCCUGCGCCGGCGCGGGGAGAGAUUGGCUGAGGCCGCGGGACUGGGCCGUGAGCGCGUCACUUCCUGCCGCUGCCAGGUGCGUCCUCCCGGGUGCUAUGACCGACAAUGCAGAGCCGCCGGGGCGGCGGCCCGGAGUCGGAGUCGGAGUCGUGGUGACCAGCUGCAAACAUCCGCGUUGCGUCCUCCUGGGGAAGAGGAAAGGCUUGGUUGGAGCCGGUAGUUUCCAACUCCCUGGAGGUCAUCUGGAAUUCGGUGAGACCUGGGAAGAAUGUGCUCAAAGGGAAACCUGGGAAGAAGCAGCUCUUCACCUGAAAAAUGUUCGCUUUGCCUCAGUUGUGAAUUCUUUCAUUGAGAAGGAGAAAUACCAUUAUGUUACUAUAUUAAUGAAAGGAGAAGUGGAUGUGACUCAUGAUUCAGAACCAAAGAAUGUAGAACCUGAAAAAAAUGAAAGUUGGGAGUGGGUUCCUUGGGAAGAAUUUCCUCCUCUGGACCAGCUUUUCUGGGGACUGCGUUGUUUAAAAGAACAAGGCUAUGAUCCAUUUAAAGAAGAUCUGAACCAUCUGGUGGGAUACAAAGGAAAUCAUCUCUAGGUGGCCGAGAAGAUUUCUUGAUUUUCUUUAAAAACACAGGAAUAAGGUCUGGUUAGGCAAUGAAAAAUGUCUACAUUGCAGAACAACUCAUUUUAUCUAAAAAAGAUCUUACGAUCGCCAAUUUAUUUGCAAUCUCUUAAUGUAUCUACCACCCUUUCAGCCAGUACUUGAGAAAAUUUUUCUGAAAUAUGUCAUUGAAUUGUAUUCCAGACACAGAAUAUAUGAUAAAUACUGAUAUUAUGGGUAAUCUGCUUUCCAUAUUUACCUAUGAUAUUUACUGUGCAGUUUGUCAUUACUAGCUUGCAUGGAGUAGAAUGCAGUCGAAUUUGCCUUAGUGUUUCUGUUCAAAUAGAGACCUGAAUUCAAAUAUUGUAGUUUAGGUUCAAAUACAGUAUGCCUGUUGCAAAAUUUACCAAAUUUGUUGAUUACCUCUUUUAUUAAAGACAUGUUGGGGAGAGGAUAAUAAAUAUAUUGUGACAAUCUUUGCAACUUACAGGGAAUAGGACAGGUCAUUAGGGUGUAUUUCCCAGGUUUCCAAUUGAGAACCUAAACCAAGAGAAGUGAGACAAACCAUCUAAUGUCUGUAUCCUCCUAUUAACAGGCUGUAUGAUGUUGAGUUUCUCACUUACUCUCUCUGAGGUCCAGGGUCCUUAUAUGUAAAAUGAAGAGAUUCGUCUAGAGCAGUGGUUCUUAAAGUGUGGUCGGGGGGGCCUCAAGAGCCUUUCAAGGGUAUUCUAGGUCAAAGCUGUUUUUAUAACACUUAUCAUUUCGUUAUUUAUAGUUUUUCCUUUAUUUUUUAUUUGAGAAGGAGUCUUGGUCUGUUGCAGUGGCACGAUCUCAGCUCAUUGCAGCCUCCGCUUCCUGGGUUCAAGCAAUUCUCCUACCUCAGCUUCCUGAGUAGCUGGGAUUACAGGCACCCACUACCACACCUGGCUAAUUUUUGUAUUUU
Molecule: messenger RNA, 1618 nt
Organism: Piliocolobus tephrosceles (Ugandan red Colobus)
Lineage: Eukaryota; Metazoa; Chordata; Mammalia; Primates; Cercopithecidae
Gene: NUDT15
Product: nudix hydrolase 15
Exons: 3
Coding region: 175-669 (164 amino acids)
Biological process (GO): dGTP catabolic process
Cellular component (GO): cytosol
Molecular function (GO): 8-oxo-7,8-dihydrodeoxyguanosine triphosphate pyrophosphatase activity
Source: RefSeq, a predicted model, not a curated record